Messenger RNA from Carcharodon carcharias (great white shark), 3812 nucleotides. Its product is annotated as SPRY domain-containing SOCS box protein 3-like. Bases 163 to 1233 code for a protein of 356 amino acids. Gene Ontology annotation, biological process: proteasome-mediated ubiquitin-dependent protein catabolic process. The transcript is spliced from 7 exons. Gene Ontology annotation, cellular component: SCF ubiquitin ligase complex. Gene Ontology annotation, molecular function: protein binding. The record is from RefSeq and is a predicted model, not a curated record. Lineage: Eukaryota; Metazoa; Chordata; Chondrichthyes; Lamniformes; Lamnidae.
UGGUUGAGCAGCCAGCCCCUCUCUCUAGAGGAAAGACGAGUGGGUUAGGUUGAGCGGGCAUUGACUAGUGGUGGUGGGGAGGAGAAGCUGUGUUGUUGUUGUUGUAGUAAAGGGCAGGAAGCUCGGGAGAGCCAGGGCGUUAAUCAAGGUUUCAGGAGCGCCAUGUCUCGUCGUACCAGAAAUAAUCGUGCCUGGCGGUAUGUGUACAGUGGUAUUCGAGAUGCUGAAGCUGUGGCUGUAGUAAUGCCUGAUGGAUCAGUAGGUCCAGGCCCUGGCUAUGACUCGGAUGGUCAGCACAGCGACUCCGAUUCUGAAUCAGAAUUCCAUUUGCCAUCAUCGAUCCCAACAGCAUUACCUGUGACAGGGGAGUCAUACUGUGACUGUGUAAGCCAAAGUGACACCCGAUAUUGUGGUAGUAUGCGUAGUUUCCAUCGCAUGAAGGACUGUCACUGUGGCGAGGAGGAUGAAUAUUUUGAAUGGAUGUGGGAUGAUUCUACCAAGUCCUCUGCUACAUUGCUGAGCUGCGAGAACAGAGAAGUAAAUUUCCACAUGGAUUACAGUUGUGGAACUGCAGCCAUUCGUGGGGACAAAGAAAUGAGCGAAGGUCAACACUUCUGGGAAAUAAAAAUGACAUCCCCUGUAUAUGGUACAGACAUGAUGGUAGGAAUUGGAACAACUGAUGUCAAACUGGACAAAUUUCGCCAUACCUUCUGCAGCUUACUGGGAAAGGAUGAAAAUAGUUGGGGUCUCUCCUACACAGGUGUGCUACAUCACAAAGGUGCCAAGAUUCACUUCUCAACAAGAUUUGGACAAGGCUCCAUCAUAGGCGUUCACUUGGAUACCUGGCAUGGCACCCUGACAUUUUUCAAAAAUAGAAAAUGCAUAGGAGUUGCAGCUACCAAGCUGCAAAACAAGAAGUUCUUUCCAAUGGUUUGCUCAACCGCAGCUAGGAGCAGUAUGAAAGUGAUUAGAUCCUGCUUCUCUCCGACCUCUCUCCAAUAUCUCUGCUGCCUACGGCUCCGACAGCUAUUACCUGAUCACAAUGACAAAUUGGAGGUUCUUCCCCUACCCCCAGGUCUGAAACGCAUGCUCCGCAAUCGAUUGGGUUGGGUCCUCUCUAUGAAUCAUGAAGACAGUGGCAAAGAGGCUGCAUGCAGCACAUCAGGCAGUGAUUUCUACAGUUCCUCAGUAGACGCUGAAGCUUGCCAACGAAAAAGAUGUCGGCGGACUUAACAAUUCAUACUGGUUUGAUUUCUCUUUUUAAAUCAUGACUGUAAUUUCAACUGCCACAGCUGCAAUACUUAGUAUGGACAUGGACCAAUACUGCAACAUGAUGAGCCAAAUGCAAGAUGAUCAAAGCUCCCAACUUCAUUUUUAAUGCUUCUAGCUCCUCUUGCCAAACUACUGAGGAUUGUCAUCUGUGAACUGGGAUUGACAAGAAGUGCUGGAUGGUGGCUGAAGAGACACUUUUUUGAAUAAAGUACCUAUGUACUUCAAGAAUUCUUUUCAAUCUACUUUUUUUGUAGGUCAUUUAGUGCUUUCACCUUUAAAGAAAAAAUAAAAUAUUCAGCUUGUCUAAAAUAUGAACCUCAUGCUGCUUUUCUCUUUCUCCCUUCUUCCCUCACCCCAAAACAAAGAAAACUUCAAAUUCUGCUUUCUUGAUGGUUGAGCUACCUAAACCAGGGAGGUCCUUUUGAUUCCUUGUCUAUGCUGAGUUAGCUGCAAACUGGGCAAAGGUAGGGUGCCAAAGUUGACUCAUUAGUAAUGGAAGGGAGAACAGAUUCCCAUUCCUUAUAACUAUCUUGUGAGCACUGCUUUAAGUGUGUAAAUUAGUUUUUCUGUCAUAGCUUGCUGGUAGUGAUGACCAAGAUUCACACUUACUUACUUUCUUAUAUUCUUUUAGGAAGGCACAUGCUCUGUGGAAUAAUUUUCCCUCACUGAGCUGGGAGUGCUUUGGUAAAGGUGCAAUGAAUAAUUAAAAUCAGUGCCAAGGUCAACUUUAGUGUUAGAUGACUUUUCUCAAAAUUCAAAUUGGGGUCAAACCCUAAAUGUGUGGUUUACAGAUGUAUUUAAGUAUGUGUGGGUUGUGCCUGCUAUUGAGUCUAUUGGAAAGCUAUAUUCCUAUCCUAAGUUGCAUUCAAUAACCACUUCUGAACAAAUUGGAUUUCAUUUGAGGUUUUGUUUACAAUGCUCCAGCCUUUUCAUGUUACAGGAAAUAGGAUAAGGUUGCAGUAUUUCAAGGUACUCUAUUCUGCCAAAUUUGUGUGGUGUGGCCAACACUUAACAUUGUUUGAUGCUUUUGCAAUGGUCAUAAUCUACUCUUGGUGUACAGUAUUUGUCUUUGCUCAGGCCAGUGAAUAAUUGUCCAGUACACUCCAUUCUAUAGUUGCAGGUAUGUAGAACUUGAACCUUUUCCAUUAGAGAACAGCAGGACUCCAAAUUGUCCAGCUGAAGUAAUGUCUAGCCUUAGCUAUUCCCGGUUUCACUAUAGCAAUGUGAGAACUAUAAGAGUGAGGCUUAACCAUUUCAUGUAAUUAUUAGUCUUUUGAGUCUUGUAAUCUGUAUCCCAUUUUGUUCAGAUUAAAUCAUUUAGUCUUUGGAUUGAGUUAUGAAAUUACAUAACCACCAAAGCUAGCUUUAUUAUUUCUUGUGUUGUAAAUUACACAACAAGUAUUUGGCAACUACAAUUUACAUUAGGCAUACGUUCUUUUGAAGAAAAAGUGUAUAAAGGUACCUGUUCCCAUGUCCAUUCAGGCUCCCAAGCUCUUGAAAUGUUUUGAGAUUUUUUUAAUGUUAAGGGUACUAUAAAGGUGCAGGCUACCAUUGAUAACUUGCAGUUCCCUACAGGGUUGCUUUAGUCCCACUCUUGUGUAUUGCUUUGGUUUAAGUCCUAACUUCACCGUUUUAUUUCAGUGGAUUGUUAGUCAAUGGUGUGUUACAAGGGUCACAUUGCCUUCUGGCAUGGAAAUUAACACAGCCCCCAUUUUCUACUCAUUAGAAUUUAAAACUCAGGCAGAAUAUGCUUGACCCACUUUUUCUCAGUAUGUACUCCUUGGUGUGAAGUUCUGCAACAGAAGUACAAAUUAGUAACAUUACCUCUUACUGGUGGUAGUGUAUUCUGCCUUCCUGGCAGAAGGUAGUUUGUGCAGAGGGGGAUGACUGCUGUAUAAGUGUAUAUAUAACGGAGACACCCUUAGUUAUGUUUCUUUAACUCUUAUUUUUGAAGAUUUUCAAAAUGGACGGCAGGAUAAUAUAACAAAUGUGAUAUUCCAGCUUUGGUAAAUAUUACGCACCAAGGAUAUUAGCUACAAGAAGAGGGAAAAAAAUCAAAUCAGCUACUAAGUGCUGCACUUUUUAAACAGCAAAGGAGGAGGAAAACAACUAGACAUGAAAUUAGCUCACCUUAAACUUUUUCAGUUCUAGUUUUACAGAGUUAAAAAGUUAGCUGAAAGAAAUGAUGCAAGUGGUUGUAUUGUGAAAUACCAUAACCAUAAUAAAUGGCAACUAUUCUAUGAAUUAACAUCUAACUGGUUUAACUGGAGAUUAGUAGUUGUAUGUAUAAUGGUAACUGUUAAAAAUAUUGAAAGCUCUGUUACACUUGCAUGUAUGUAUUUCCAUUCUAAUUUGUGCAUUAGCAACUUUCUAUACUUUGGUAAAUUUUACAGACUGAAAUUGAAUAUCCAUAUAAUGAAAAAGUACCAUUUCAACCCUUGUUGGAUACAUCAACCAAUUUUUAGCUACAAGUAUAUCUAAUUUUUAAGUGUGCCUGUUCCUGUUUAAAUUGCUUAGAAAAAUAAACUUUCCACAUGGGG